Symbiodinium sp. CCMP2592 is the source of this 575-nucleotide messenger RNA. The record is from the annotation of a GenBank genome assembly. NCBI's taxonomy places the organism in Eukaryota, Dinophyceae, Suessiales, Symbiodiniaceae.
GUCCAGGGAGUUGGAGAACCAACUCCGCGAUACGACGAAGCAUUUCGAGGAGAAGAUCGCCGGUUCUUUCUGCCUGCAGCGACAGCUCGCCGAUGAGAAGCUGCGGGCGGUGGCCUGCAAAGCCUGUGCUCACACCGCCCGAGACAUAGUCUCUGGGGAGGAGCUCAGGCGCAGCGAGGAGCUUGCCACCCAACUCCGGCGGAGGCGGCUGGAUUUGCGCCGCACCUGCGCCAGCUACGUCCGUCAGGAGAGGCUCCGAAUGGAGGCCAUCGCUGGUAUGGAGAGCUCGCGACAAGCUGCCAAGGUGGAGCGAGCCUGGCGCGAGGCGCAGGAGGUGCUACAACGAGCGCUGCCUCUGUGCAAGGGAGAGGACAGCAACGCGCAGCCUCUGGUGACUGCGCUUGCAGAACAGCCGGCGCAGCCACUGGAGGAGCUGCUCAAUCUUCCUGCGCCUGAAGAUGCGGCAGCUUUUUUUGCAGAGGCCGGCGCAUCUCAAACAUGCAUCGAUUGCAAGCUUCCUGAUGCCGACUGGGCCAGCGUCUCUGUUGGAGCCUACCUCUGCGUAGACUGCGCAG